CUGGGGAAAGUGAUGAACAGGUCACUUGCCACCAUAUAUAACUGAUGUCAUUGUCCUGACUUGGCUUCUUGCAGGUUGAGCAUCGACUAUUGAUUCUUUUCUGCUGUGGUUCGGGGCAAGCUUCAGGAUGAACUGUCGCUCAGAGGUGUUGGAGGUAUCAGUGGAGGGGCGACAGGUGGAGGAGGCCAUGCUGGCUGUGCUGCACACGGUGCUCCUGCACCGGAGCACCGGCAAGUUCCACUACAAGAAGGAGGGCACCUAUUCUAUUGGCACUGUGGGCACCCAGGAUGUUGACUGCGACUUCAUCGACUUCACCUAUGUGCGGGUUUCUUCUGAUGAGCUGGACCGUGCCCUGCGCAAGGUUGUUGGGGAGUUCAAGGAUGCACUCCGCAACUCUGGUGGCGAUGGGUUGGGGCAGAUGUCCUUGGAGUUCUACCAGAAGAAGAAGUCUCGUUGGCCUUUCUCGGACGAGUGCAUUCCCUGGGAGGUGUGGACAGUGAAGGUGCAUGUGGUCGCACUGGCCACAGAGCAGGAGCGGCAGAUUUGCCGGGAGAAGGUGGGUGAGAAGCUGUGCGAGAAGAUUAUUAACAUCGUGGAGGUGAUGAACCGGCAUGAGUACCUACCCAAGAUGCCCACACAGUCGGAAGUGGACAAUGUAUUUGAUACAGGCCUGCGGGACGUACAGCCCUACCUCUACAAGAUCUCCUUUCAGAUCACUGAUGCGCUGGGCACCUCCGUCACCACAACCAUGCGCAGGCUCAUCAAAGACACCCUGGCCCUCUAGCUUCACUGGGUGCUGGGCAUCUGGGAUUGCACUGUAAGCCCCCCCCCCCCCCAGGGCCUGGAGACUGCUGUGGGUGCUAAAUGAGGCUCAGAAGUUUGUUGACUUCCUUGUGUUGUACUGGACUCUGUCCUCUUAGCUAACCUCUGUUGCUGAGCAGACUGGCCUAAGCUGCUCCUCCACACCAGUGGGGUCCCCGUUCUACAGAAGAGUCAUCACUGAAAUGGUGAUUAAAAGUUGAGAAGGUGACUUUGGGCUGAGCCAUCUUUCCCUUGACUUGUGUUCUCCCUUGAAACAUGAGCACUUUGUAUGUCAGAUCUGUGGGGAACUGGUGUUUUCUGAGGACAUUAUUCCAAACCAAGGGUAAUGGUUGGGAUUAAAGAUGGACGAAAAUUGA
This is a messenger RNA of Suncus etruscus (white-toothed pygmy shrew), 1178 nucleotides long. It is a transcript of the gene ATG101, whose product is annotated as autophagy related 101. Bases 128 to 784 code for a protein of 218 amino acids. Lineage: Eukaryota; Metazoa; Chordata; Mammalia; Eulipotyphla; Soricidae. The record is from RefSeq and is a predicted model, not a curated record. Gene Ontology annotation, cellular component: phagophore assembly site. Gene Ontology annotation, biological process: autophagosome assembly; autophagy. The transcript has 2 exons.